AUGGAGUAUGAGGACGAGGAUGAAACAGCAUUGAAUCACAACCUAAGUGCCUCCGGAGACUUCGAUGAAGCUGGCUCCAAAAGCAUAUUGAAAUCUGUGAUGCAGCCACAGAUGCACCAGUUGGGCAUGGCGCAGGACUCCUCCAGCCAGGAACCGGGUGCACCAGGAUCGAAGGGGGAAGAGGAAAUCCCGGACCCGAAGAGAAAGGACAAGGUGAAACCAAUGAGUAGGAAGAUGACAGGCUGUAUUUCCCAGUGCAGUGCCAAGUUGACCGAGAUUCUUGCAUGGCAGUCCAAGCUUGAUGAGAACAAGAAUGGGUUGACACCACAGCUUCUUGAUGGAUUCAAGACUGAAUUGCAAGGCCGUGUCCACAGCAUUACGAAUGCACGGGGUGAGCUUGAAAAACUAUUUGCCAUGCGUGUUGACGAUGCUGUGAUUGAUGAACCUGAGCACAGUGAACACAAAGAGAAGUGUAUGGUUGCCAUUCGAACCCUCCCACCUGGAACCAAGAUCGAACUUCCAGCUUCUGUACGACCCGUUUGGCAGGAGUUCAAGCUCCAUGGAAUCGAACUACAGGGGCCUUGUGCUGAUUUGUUAUCGGCUGGGUGCAAAGGGAAAUUUACCUCGAACAUUCAGAGAGACAUCUUGAGAAAGGUUGACAAACAUGAUCCUGAACAGGUGCCUGUCGAUUGGAUAGAUGCUCCUGUGCAAAAGCAACGUGGUGUAAAUGGUGUGGAACACAGGAGACUUCCCAUUGUCAUGCCGCACACUUUGGUCAUGUUGUUGCCCGCCAUUGCUCGGUAUGACCUCGCAGGUUUUUGGCAGCAUCUUUGCGACUGCAAUAGCCCUUUAGCCAGGAUCAGCCCAGAGAAGGAUCACUAUCCACUUUGGAUUUGGGGCGAUGAAGCACAGUAUCGAGAAAAUGGAGAUGAAGUAAUGCUGAUAUCUAUGGGGGGUGUCCUUGACAAAAGGUCCCACAGCAUAGAAUCGUGUUUCCCCAUAAGCAUUUGUCGCUCAGAAUUGAAAGCUGGAUACCCGACCAUUCGUGCCAUAUUGCAAGCAGCACCUUGCAUGAAAGGUGUUGUGUACAAAGAAACAUGCACCACCAAAACUCAAUUUAUAUAUCCAACCGCGAUAUAUAUGCUAUGA
Messenger RNA from Durusdinium trenchii, 1149 nucleotides. NCBI's taxonomy places the organism in Eukaryota, Dinophyceae, Suessiales, Symbiodiniaceae. The record is from the annotation of a GenBank genome assembly.